This is a messenger RNA of Pangasianodon hypophthalmus (striped catfish), 8094 nucleotides long. It is a transcript of the gene mtus2b, whose product is annotated as microtubule associated tumor suppressor candidate 2b. The transcript is spliced from 15 exons. NCBI's taxonomy places the organism in Eukaryota, Metazoa, Chordata, Actinopteri, Siluriformes, Pangasiidae. Gene Ontology annotation, molecular function: microtubule binding. The record is from RefSeq and is a predicted model, not a curated record. Gene Ontology annotation, cellular component: cytoplasm; nucleus. The coding region runs from base 883 to 4485 and encodes 1200 amino acids.
AUGUUGGGCAAGGAGGUUGGCAGUUGGCAUUCCACUUCAUCCCAAAGGUGUUCAGUGGGGUUGAGGUCAGGGCUCUGUGAAGGCCACUUGAGUUGUUCCACACCAACCUUGGCAAACCAUGUCUUCAUGGACCUCGCUUUGUGCACAUGGAAACAGGUUUGGAUGUCAUAGUUCCAGUGAAGGGAAAUCUUAAUGCUACAGCAUAUAAAGACAUUCUAUAUAAAUGUGUGUUUGGAACUUUGUGGCAGCAGUUUGGGGAUGAACCACAUAUGUGUGUGAUGGUCAGGUGUUCAAAUACUUUUGGCCAUGUAACAGUUAUUGCAGUUUGUGGACCAAUUUAUGAGAUACACUGCCAUGAGUAGGUCUAAAAUAAUAAAAAAAAAACCCUAACGAGAGGAAGCAAAUACAAAUGGAGUUGUGUUCCCUGUCUGAUUCCCACAGAGGCCAUGUGGAGGUGCUGUUACUGCAUUUUACACAAACCUGGAGAAUCUAACAAGCAGCAUCCAUCCGUUCCGCAUCAUCCUUCCAUUUCUGUGCCAUCUCUCCUCCUCCCCCCUCUCUCUCUCUCACUCUCUCUCUCUCUCUCUCUCUGUGCUGAGGAUGCUGUGUGUGAAUGAUCUCUCUAUCUCUCCAUACCGACAUGUGGACUGAUCGUGCAACAUUUUCCCACUGACUCUGAACAUCUUGCAAGCUGGUUGAAAACAACAGCUUCUGGUGUCUGUCAAAGUGGAGCAAUUACCGUUGCUUCAUAAAAGAUGCAAGAAUAUAUUAUUGGAUUGAGCUUGUAAAGCUGUAAAGCAUCUCAAGAGUCUCAAAAGAGAAAUGACACUAAAAUAGAUGUGACAGUCAUGAGAACCUAGAGACACAGUUACUUAAUGAAACAUGAGCAUGAAUGACAAGAUUGUUGGACCUGUUGGAUCCAGCUUUCAGGACGAUCAUGGGGAAAUAAGAAACAACAACAGGUGCGCUGAGCAUUCAUGGGAUGGAGAUGCCAAUGCAAAUGAGAUUCAGAGUAAAGAUGGUAGAAUUUUGGAGGACAUUGGUACUCAGUCAUCUUUUGUAUCUCACACUGAGGAGCAGGACAAAAUCAUCAUCUGGGGCACAGACUCUCAGUAUGAUGAUCCUGAACUGGCAGAGUUUGAGAUGUUGGAAUGCCAAGAACUGGAGGCUUACCUUGUUGAUUCAGAGGAUAGUUAUGUUAAAGAUGACGGUACUACAGUAGGAACCUUUUCCAAAACUAUCACUCAAACUGAGGUUGACAUUCAAAAAGACACAAAACUGGACACGAAGGAACAAGAAACAGCUUCCCACAAGUCCAUUAGCAAGGAGAUGGAGACAUGCACUUCUAGGGCUGAAUUUAGCUCUGAUAAUGAUGUAUUUGUAUCUUGUUACUCCACAAUGUCCAGUCUUGCCUCACAGUCCUGUCUGACCAUCUCAGAUAAGAGCAGAAGUUCUCCACACACUGAAGGAACUCAUGUAGAUUUCAAUCUGAACACUACUGUUUUACCUGAAGAACCCUUUUUAGAAGCACAAGAAAAUCAAGAAGCUCAGAACCAACCUGUAAAAACAUGCAAAGAAUCCUCAGGCCAGUUGAAAAAUGACAUAACUGAAUGUAAACCAACCAUUGCAGGUGCUAAAAAUGAGCACGACGAAUUAGAAAAUGCCAGUAAGAACAAUGCAGAUGCUGCUGAGAAGCACCCGACUUCAAUUAAGGAAGAAUGUAAACAUAAAGAUCCAAAAACAGUUUUAUUUCAGCAAAAGUCUUGCCAACCCUUUGGGUCAGAUGACGCACAUUCUUUUUCAGUGGCCAGCAAAAUUCCUCACGAUACCAGUCAUGAAAUAAAAUCUAAACAAUACCAAAAGGAGGAAACUUUAGAAAUGACUCAGAGGUCCUUUAAGCCAGACUCAACAGAAACACCCAGUCAGAGUGUGGUAGCGGAACCCAGACUGUACCAGAAACAGGCAUCUUUUGAAAGAACUCAGAGUGCUAGCCCAUCCAGCCUGGAAAGACGAAUACCAUGGGGCACUUCAUCACGCCCGUCUACUCCUCCAUCUUCCAAGACCACCAGCUCCCCAAAACGACAACCACUUUCUUCACCAGUCAAGACUGUCAGCACACGAACUCCAAAACAGGAACCUUCUGGUUCUCCACAGAGGCUUGCUAGUGGUUUGAAGCUUCCAAGUAAAAGCUAUUUCAGUAGCGGCAUCCCAAAACCAAUUCCUCCUCAACAGCCAUCUAAACCAGAAUCUGACAUUAUGAAGUCCUCUCCUCCUCAAAGGCCUAAAAAUGUCCGCCCAAAAAUCAUCACUUAUGUCCGUAAGAGCCCUCAGCCAAAGCCACAUUCUACAGAGAGUCCAUAUGAAGCAUCUACUCUGCCUUCAAGGCUUUCACCAUACUCUAGUAUGCCAGCCACAAAAGAGCAAAAAGUUGCAGUAUCUAGAAGCUCACCGGUGAUGAGCUCCUCCAAUAUCCUACAUGACAAGUAUCGGCAGGAGUUGCAGAAAUCAGGAUAUUACUCACCACCUGGCCUGAUGCUGUCUGGCAUCAGACCACCAGGUCAUACUGUACCUCAUAAAAUGGUAGGGAAGUCAGAAAGUUUCCAUGGUGAACUCCCAGGCAAAUAUCUGCAUGAGGUGGGCAGAGGUGUCCACCUUGGUGCAUAUGAAGUAGCUGGUGCCUAUCGAUCACCAAGGGCUCUAAGGCCUCAGCUCGGCCUUGGAGCAGUCACAAGACAACCUACAACCAAAGCCAGGAUGCUGAUGACAGGCCAGAGGUCAACUUCACCUCUCAGCCACUCAGCUCCAAUGGGGCAGCCUACGCACUGCUACCAAGAUUCCAUAGGGGAGCUGAAGAAGCCAAUAUUAGAAGUCGCUCCCAAGUCCCUCCUCCCCAAAUCAGGUCAGUCUGGCCUGCGCCCGCCAGGCUUCUCCCACCUACCCACUGCUCGCCUGGCUGCUUUCGGCUUCGUUCGCAGUGCCAGUGUGUCCUCCGUGUCCAGCAACCAAUCCAACGAUAGUACCCAUAGCAGCCCAUGCCGCCCUCCUCACUGUCAAAGCAAUGAAAAUGAGGAGGCCCUCGUGCCUCGUGCUCCUUUCUCCCCCAGUGACGGUGGCAGUGGUAGACGAUCUAGCUGUGGAAGUGCCCAGAGUGCAAACCGCCGCUCUAUGGUGCCUCCACCACGUGGUUCACCUGUUGCUUCUAGAAAGGAGUUUCAAAGAGAUGGCGAUGUUGCUCAUCCUGCUCUGUCCUCCCCAAAGAGAUUUGCAGUGGUCUCGCCCAAGCCUCAUUCCCCCGUGCGUCAGAAGUCAUGUGUUGCGCGUCUCGGGGGCCGGACGGAGGGAUUGGAUGCAGAGCAUGAGCACCUCCUGGCGGUACAGGGGCUGAAACAGCGCUGUGAGGAACAGGCCAAGCAGAUCAUCGCCCUGCAGGCCCAACUCGGAAAAACCUCACUCUGCAUGGAUGUCUUGGCGAUUACCAGUCAACACUUCUGCCACAAGAACGAGAAUGCCUUGGUGAAGGAGAGGGAAUUGUCCCUGGAGCUUUCCAGGAUCAGGGAUGAAGUGGUGGUCAGCGUGGGCCGGUGGGAGCGUUUGCAGGGUGAGAAGGCUGAGUUGGAGCGCAGUUUUGAGCAGCAGCUGAGGAAGCUGAAGGACGAGCAGGAGAAGGAGCUGCAGGAUCUGCAGGAGAGGCUGAGAGAAGAGCAGCAGAAGGAGACUGAGCUUCUGCAGCAACAGCAGAGCAGCCAGCUAGAGCAGCUCAGCACCCAGCACCAACAGCAGGUGGAGGAGAUGAGUGAGAGCCAUGAGGCGGCCAUGCUGGAGAUGGAGGCCGCUCAUAACGCCACACUGGCCACUCUACAGGAGGAGCACGCUAGGACAGUCAAAAACCUCAAGAUGGCACACGAACAGCAGAAGAAAUCUCUGGAAGAAGAAUUUGAAAAGCUCAGAUUGUCACUGCAGGAUCAGGUGGACACACUGACGUUUCAGAACCGCAGCUUGAGCGACCGAGCCAAGCGCUUUGAGGAGGCUCUGCGCAGAAGUACAGAUGAACAGAUUGUGGAAGCUUUGGCCCCGUAUCAGCACAUAGAAGAGGAUUUAAAGAGUCUCAAAGAGGUUCUGGAGAUGAAGAAUCAGCAGAUCCACCAACAAGAAGUCAAGAUAUCUGAGUUGGAGAAACUGGCCCAGAAAAAUGCCUUGUUGGAGGAACGUGUUCAGGUUCUACAGCAGCAGAAUGAGGACCUUAAGGCGAGAAUAGACCUGAACCUUGCCACGUCCAGGCAACUGUCGGAGGAGAACGCUAACCUGCAGGAGUACGUGGAGAAGGAGAGUAAUGAGAAAAAGCGACUGAGUCGCACAAACGAGGAGCUGCUCUGGCGCCUGCAGACGGGCGAAUUGAGCCCACGCAUGUCACCCAACCAGUCGCCACUCCAUCGACCUUCUCCAGGCCCUGGCUCACCAUCCCACCUCCCACCCUUUCCUAGAUGAACCACACCAUCUUUCUUUCAUUUUCUUCCUCUCUCUGUCUUUUCAUCAAUUUCAUUUCAACUGUACCCUCUUUUAUCAGGCGUAAGUGCAAGCAGACACUUAAGGUGCUUUCUGGAGUGAUAUAGACUGUAUCAGUUGGGCUGUAUGUUCUGUAAAUGGGUGCUGAUAACUAGGUUAUCUCAGGAGGCUCAGGAGGACCGUGUCUGAAUUCAAACCCCUAAACCCUCUAUAAAUCUGUCUUACACAUUUUAAUUCUGGAUGAACAAAUGGGACUCUGUAAUACAUUUUCAGUAUAACAGAACAGACAAACCAUUAGUUUGUUCAUUUUAACAAAUUUUUAAUGAUCAUCAUCAUAUAAACAUGAACACAGCCAGUUUUGAGCUGCAGAUUUUUCUACCCUACUUGUAUCAUGCAUAAUGAAGUACUGACUACCACUGGCAUGCUUUGCAAAUUGGCAGAUUUAAUUAGUUUCUAUGGUGCCUGUAUGUCAAGCUUUGACUAGCAUUUGCAGCUUAGAUAGGAUAAACAGUCAAAAUGAAAGCAUAAACAAGAUACAGGAUUCCUAUAGUUAAUUAUUCAUUCAUUCAUCUCCAGUAAGUGCUUUAUCCUGGUCAGGGUCACUUGUGGAUCCAGAUCCUAUCCUGGGAACACUGGGCAUGAGGCGGGAAUACAGCCUGUAUGGGACAUCAGUCCAUUACAGGGCACCAUCCACACACAUUCACACACUCAUUCACACCUAGGGACACUUUAGAGUAGACAACUCACUUAUCCACAUGUUCUUUGGUAGGUGGUUGGAAACCGGAGAACCCUGCCACAAAGAACAUGCACAGAAACAACCAGAAUGGUUUCUGAACAUUUAGAACCACUAAGCAACAACUUACUCGGCACUAUCCACCCCCACCCCCACCCCCACCCCUCUCCAACCCCCACCACCACCCCUUCCUUAAUCAUUUCUUUAAUGAGGGAUUAAUAAUAAAUAAUAAAAUAAAUACAACUAAGCAAGAACUAUAAUAUAUUGUUACAUAAAGAGCAGUUUCUAUUCUUUUCACACCACAAGGGGGCCCUCUGGAACUUCCUGAUGCAUAAACGAUAGAAAUGUGUGCUUUUUUGCAUAUCUACUUUAAAAAUCAUGCAUUCCACUGGUGGUCUGGGGGCCCUAAGCAGCCACUUAUACCACUUUUAACAAGAAACAGCCCAGGAAACUCUACACAGACAGUAACCCAAGCUCUGGAUGAACCAGGGAUCCUGGAUACCUGUUGCGACACCGUACUGUCACCCAUAGUAAAUGAUUAUUCAUCCAAUUUCUUUGUAGAGUUAUACACUAAUCCAACACAGAACACAUAUUUAAUAUGGAUAUUUCUUCCCCUUCAAAUAUACUGUAUAGUCCUCACUGUUUUAGCGAUGAGAAAAAGAGUGACCAUCACUGUCUUUAUACAACCAAAGUAGUUCCUCAUUCAUUCUCAGUUUCCAUAACAUGUUAUGGUUUUCAUGAGCUCAUUGUUUAAAAAGAUAUUAAACACAGAUUGUCCAUGGAUAUUGAGUGAGAAAAGUAAAAUAUUUUCAAAGGGUAUUUACAUUAUGCUAAUGUACUUCACUAUCAGGCUGUUCUCAAGACUACUACCUUCUCAGUGCAAAAAAGAUUCAUGCCUUCAUCUUCUGGUCAGCAAUGUUUACAGAACUUCAUGUCAGCCCUCAUUCAGGAAAACGGCCACUGCUGGUCCUCUCAUGGACUGUUUAUAUGCUGAACAAACCUCCUGCUACACAAGUCUUCCAUUUAAACAUAGAUGUAUUUAUAUACCUUAUACCUGCUAAGGCAACACUGAAGAGAUUUCAUCAUGAGCAGGAGAAAGACUUGGCUACAUUGGAAUGUUGCUAAGGUUACAUAAAGCUAUAGCAAGAUAAUACCAUAGCCCUAGUACCACAAUGUUAGCCCUUGAGCUGCAGUACAUUAUGGCAAAACUGCUAGCAUGCUCAAAUUUUCAGUGAUGUACUUUUGUCUGUCAAACAUGACAUGCUGACAGUGUCAGGAAACUAAACGUUAUUGUGUAACAUUAAGUUUAAAAGUUAGCAAAGAAAUCUGGAUGUUUUGCUAGCAUGGUAAGUACUUUAGCAUUGUAAUAGUUCACUUCUUCGUGUUAGCUGUGCUUCUGGUUAACCACGGAGACUUUCAGGAUAUACAAACUCAAAGCCAUGAUGCUUUUCCAAAAACAAUUUCCAAUCUUCAUUUAGACUUUUUAAUAUUUGAGCAUCAAAUUCACAUUUUCCACAUUUUCUGUUUUUUCUUCUACACAAAAACACAAACCAGCUCACAAAGGGCUUAGUAACUAGCUGUUGAAUCAGAUAAGGAAGCAUAAAUCCCGGAAACUGAGACUGGGAACUAAAGGGUUAUCAGUUAGCAAGAUACAUUAACCUUUCCAUUGUCUGUGCUGCAAUUCCAAACAAAUGAUACAAAUGAUAAAUAAUUAAUUGAAAACUGGCUGCCACUAAUGACUUAUUUGAAAUACCUGAACCUAAAUGAGUGAUGUACUUAUACGAAAGCAAAGGUGGUAAUGAGAAGGUAAAACAUUUUACUCCUUUAUGUUUUAAGUUAAUUUAUUAUAAACAUGAAUGGUGUUAUUUAUUUGCAAAUGUCAAUAUACAGUAAGUGUAUUUAUGUUUUCUAUGAUUACUGUAGGUUUUUACAGUACAAUAUUGUAUUUCACUCAAGCAGACAAUAUCUCUGGUCAGUGUUUACUCAUUUUUGGAAAUCCUGCAAACCUCCAAAGCUAAAACAGCUUUUGUUGUCUCGUUCUCAGUGUUGAGCUCAGUAUUUUUAUUUUUGUAUUGCAUUUUGCAUUAUGUAUCAUUAUCAUUUAUCCCAGUCACAAAUUAAUCUCAGGUUAAGAAGGUUCUUUUGAAGGGUCUUAAAUUCUACAGAUGUACAAAUAGCAACAAUAUCUGUUUAACUCAUCGUACAGCUUACACAUUUCAAAUGUAUAAAAUUGUUAUGCAUAAAAUACAAAAUCACCUGAGAACAUCAUAUCAGGUAAACAUACUGUGGGGAAAUCGAGAGAGAUUGAGAAAUAUUUAUGAUUUCAUAUUUGAUCCAUCUAUAUCAAACUUUGAAAUUACAUUGUAUCCAGUUUUUCAGUAGCUUGUUUUAUUUUGGUUACAAUUUGUGUGUGUGUGUGUGUGUGUGUGUGUGUGAAUCUCAGACAUUUUCAUUUUAAUACUAAAUUCUGAAUGAAGAAUUCAUUCUCAGUUUCUGGGUCUUAAUUUAUGUUGUAAAAUUGAUGUUUGUUUUAUCUGAAAAGAGAGCAUGUCUUAAAGCUGUAUUAAAGCUGUGAUUUUGUUUUAUUAAGCUGUUGUUGUAAACCAGGUAAGUAUAGAUUAGAUUACAGUUUGCAGCUAGAAUGUAUUCAGAGAGAUCUGUUUUGUAUAUAUAUUGCACUUUGGAAGUAACUAUAAGUUCAAGAACAUGGAUCAGGCACUUUUAAAGGAAUGACUGAUUUACAGUUUACAAGAAUCUUAAACUAACUAAGCCUAUAUGAUAACAGCAGGCAGCAGCUAUGUAUGAUCUAAAUUCAAUCAAUGUAUUGGUUUAUAAAUUAAUAAAUAAAAGAACACAGU